Messenger RNA from Hemiscyllium ocellatum (epaulette shark), 2762 nucleotides. Its product is annotated as zinc finger protein 239-like. The transcript is spliced from 4 exons. Gene Ontology annotation, molecular function: DNA-binding transcription activator activity, RNA polymerase II-specific; RNA polymerase II cis-regulatory region sequence-specific DNA binding. The coding region runs from base 502 to 1092 and encodes 196 amino acids. The record is from RefSeq and is a predicted model, not a curated record. NCBI's taxonomy places the organism in Eukaryota, Metazoa, Chordata, Chondrichthyes, Orectolobiformes, Hemiscylliidae. Gene Ontology annotation, cellular component: nucleus. Gene Ontology annotation, biological process: regulation of transcription by RNA polymerase II.
CACACACCCCCUGACACCCCCCACACACCCCCUGACCCCCCCCACCCCACACCCACCCCACCCCACACCCUCCCAAUCUGCUGCUAAAUUACUGCCUUGCAGCAGCUGGAUCCAGGAAGGUGCAGAGUCUUGUCCAGGACAGGAGACAGUUGCUGGACGGUGGAGACUUGCUGACAGAGAUCACCAAACGAACAUCACGUACAGUCAGUGAGUGCAUUAAUCAGGACCUCGAUAACCUGAGACAGAGAAAUGUCCAUUUGUUUUAUCUACAUCAAAGGUUUAAACGAUCAGUCUGGACUGGGAAAGCUCUGAGACACAUCCUCCCAUCCCCAAGUAAGGGUCUUCCAGCGAACGGACUCUGGGAAAUAAACCCUUGAAGGUGGGAGCCAGCGUUGAACAGCAUCAAACAGUCCCCAGCCCGGAGACACCGUCCCCGUGCUCUGUGGGGAUUCACCAUCAACUGAUUAUACAAAACUCCGAUACACAGCACCAUCCCAGAACAUGGAGAAACCCUGGAAGUGUGAGGACUGUGGGAAGGGAUUCCACUCCCUGUCAACCCUGGAAUUUCAUCGCCGUGGUCACGGCAGGGAGAGGCCAUUCACCUGCUCAGAAUGUGGGAAGGAUUUCCCCAAUUCCUCUGCCCUGCGGAAACACCAGCGCUCUGCAACUGGGGAGAGGCCGUUUGCCUGCUCCGAGUGUGGGAAGAAAUUCCAUGAAUAUUUCACCCUGGUGAGACACCAGCGAACUCACACUGGAGAAAACCCAUCCAGCUGCUCGGAGUGUGGGAAGGUAUUCACUCAGUUCUCCAGUCUGCGUGCACACCAGCGAGUGCACACUGGGGAGAGGCCGUUCAGCUGCUCUGUGUGUGGGAAAGGAUUCAUUCAGUUAGCACACCUCCGCAAACAUGGGCAAAUUCACACCGGGGAGAGACCCUUCAAAUGCUCCAACUGUGAGAAACGAUUCCGAGAUUCAUCUGCCCUCCGUAUACACCGGCGAGUGCACACUGGGGAGAGGCCGUUCAGCUGCUCUGUGUGUGGGAAAGGAUUCAUUCAGUCAUCACAUCUCCGCAGACAUGAGCAAACUCACAAGUGAAUACAGGAGUGGGACCUGCUGUAAAUCAGCAGUAAUCUCUGUGCUCCUGGGCAGGAGUUACAACACCAUCCUCAUCUGCAAUCCCCUUUCCGUUUUGUAUAUCGUCCUGAUGCCAAACUACAUUGGCUGUUGGUGCAGUGUCGCUGAGUCAGAAUCCGGAAAUCCCUCUCUCCCAGCAUUGUGGGUGUUCCCGAUACCACAAGGACUGCAGAUACAGAGGGCAGCUCAGCAUCACCUUCUCAACAAAGACAGGGAACGCUGACCUGGACAGUGAGACUGGAGCCUAAGCAUUGAUUUUAAACAUGAGGGAGUUACCAAUCCGUGACUGAGCCAUGUUCAUUCAGACCGUGGGUGAGGUCACAGGGUCACAGCAGUGCCCACUCUCUCUCACACCAUUGGACUUCUAGUCAGAGUGACACUGUUCCAGCUGGCACUGCAUCUUCCCCACAUGGGGCAAUGAUCCCCAAAACCUCAGACAGGCCCACCUCUCCCUGGGCUCUCAGGAAUGGUUUACUUCCUGCUCCAAAGUCUGAAAUAAAUCUGUCCGACUAUUCCAUGGCGUCAGCAGCUCAGGGCCCAGGGCAGUCGUAUUUAUACUCCAAAGCGGAAGAGUGGGACAUCGCACAGAGCCGUGGGAAUAGGGGACUCCAUCGUGAGAGGAACUGACCGGGGUUUUUGUGGCAGCAGACGGGAUUUAAGGAUGGUGUGUUGCCUUCCUGGUGCCAGGGUGAAGACAUCACAGACAGAGUGCGGGAAAUCCUCAAGGACGAAGGUGAAGAGCCAGAGGUGGUGGUACAUGUCGGCACAAAUGAUCUCGGGAAGAAGAGGAGGAACACACUACAGCGGGACUUCGGAGAACUAGGAAGAAGGCUGAAAAGCAGGACGUCCAAGAAAGCAACAGAGCAGUUUGACACCACUCCCUGAUCUUUCAGCAUGUUUCCAGCCUUCACUGGUGUUCCUCCCAGACUCCCAACACCAUCACUUAAGGAGCUUCUGUCCGGUGUCUCGGAGCUGUGAACCACGCAGUAGCGUGGCUGAGAUACAUUUCUGACAUCCCUGAGGAUCCAGCUCCCUGUCCAAUCCUGCAUGUGACCAGUGCAAUUCAACCCCGACAGUCAGCCGUGAACCUGCCAGUGUCUCGAUGUUUGGGAUAGCAGAGUGCGUUCCUUCCCGGAUCUGGAGCAGCCUCGCGAAUAGUCACUCUCCAGUCGGAGUGCAGUCAAACCCAGGCCCACUGAGAGAACACCUCGUCAGUGCCGUCCUGAUGGUGCGGUCAGUGCCUGGAACUUUUAAAGGACUUCCCACAAUCCAGCUGUCACAAAGAUCACUCACAGCAGGUUGGACUAAAAGUAAAGAGCUUUGCCCCGGUGGGAAAUUCCUCGUGUUUAUUUAAGUCUGAGCACCUGAAUGCAGAUUUUCUCCCUGGUGUGUGUUCUCGCUGUGUCUGCGUAAGUUGGAGAACUGAGUGAACCUCUUUCCACACUGGGUACACGUGAAUGCUUUCUCCCCUGUGUGAGUCCUCUUGUGUCUGUGUAAACUGGAUAACUGAGUAAAUCGUGUCCCACAUUCAGGGCAGCUGAAUGGUUUCUCUCUGCUGUGAGUCGUCAUAUGUGUCUGUAAGUUGGAUAACUGAGUGAAUCCCUUCCCACAUAAAGAGCAAUUGAAUGGUU